Thyridium curvatum is the source of this 1065-nucleotide messenger RNA. RefSeq lists its product as uncharacterized. Gene Ontology annotation, molecular function: zinc ion binding; DNA-binding transcription activator activity, RNA polymerase II-specific. The transcript has 2 exons. Gene Ontology annotation, biological process: regulation of transcription by RNA polymerase II. Bases 1 to 1065 code for a protein of 354 amino acids. The record is from RefSeq and is a predicted model, not a curated record. NCBI's taxonomy places the organism in Eukaryota, Fungi, Ascomycota, Sordariomycetes, Thyridiales, Thyridiaceae.
AUGGUCAGAGGCUCGAGGCAGUUCCACUCCAAGUCCAGGAGGUGCAAUCUCGAGGCGCCCAUCUGUUUCAACUGCCGCAGGCGGGGCGAGCCGUGCGACUACCUCGACACCCUGUUCGGUCUCGAGUCCUCGGCGUGGUCUAAAACGGACCAGUCCCUGUCACUGGAGCUCGACAGCGUUGUCUCUGACCUGCCCAUGGCCACGCUGCACUGGUUCCUCAGCACGAUACCCGUCUUCCCGGUCCUGUCUCCGGCCGAGACUGCCUGGCUCGCAGGCAUGCUCCAGCAGCAGGUGCGGGUAUCGCCCUUCCUCAAGCUCAGCAUCGUCUCCGUCUGCGAGAUGCGCGAGUGGGUCGACUCGGGCGGCUCGUCGGAUGCGCUCUACGUCGCCGCGCACCAGCACAGCAUCGACGCGUCGACCCGGUUCCGGCUGACGCAGCUCGCCGUCAGCGACAGGAGCUGGCCCGCCGCGCUCGCAUUCGGCCUCAACAACAUCAUUUUCCAGUUUGCGCAGAGCCAGCGCGUCCACGGGGUCUUUGACUACAUCACCGUGUUUCGCGUUCUCAGGGGCACUCUGAGUCUGACAGCUCAUUUGCGGCCCUUUCUCUUCAGCGAUCCCCUGCAUGGGCUGCUGGCAUUGCGUUUGAAACAGCCUCCCGCUGCACUGGACCGCGCCGCCGCUGAAGCUCUGCAGCGGCUACAGGGUCUCGACAAUGUUCAUGUUCAUUGUGCGAAAGCCAUCGUUUCCCUGGCCGGCUGGGCCCGUGCUGUCAACGGCCACCCGAGGUCGUGGCUGCACUUCAUCGGCUGGCCCGUCGCGGUGACCCCCGAGUACUUGGACAUGCUCGAACAAGGAGACUCGCUGUCUCUGGUCAUCUUCGCCCACUGGACUGCCUUUAUGCACCGCGCGCCGCCACGUUGGUUUUCGAAAGGCUGGGCGCGGAGAGCCGCCACGGAUGCAAUGGCAAAGGUCGAUCAGGCGUGGAGGGAGCAUCUUGAUUGGCCGAUGGCGGAGGUAGGUAAUGAGACUCCUCCUGAGUGUGAGGUAGUCGUGUCCACUGGUUGA